Messenger RNA from Zasmidium cellare ATCC 36951, 1083 nucleotides. RefSeq lists its product as uncharacterized. Bases 1 to 1083 code for a protein of 360 amino acids. Gene Ontology annotation, molecular function: dioxygenase activity. NCBI's taxonomy places the organism in Eukaryota, Fungi, Ascomycota, Dothideomycetes, Mycosphaerellales, Mycosphaerellaceae. The transcript has 3 exons. The record is from RefSeq and is a predicted model, not a curated record.
AUGACAGAGACGAUCCAGCUGUCACCGUUUCGCCAUGUGCCGGAGACGAAGCAUGAACUCGAUUGGGCAGAGCUAGCAACUCUUGAUCUUGCUGCAUUCGAUGAGCCUGGUGGCAAGGCAAGGCUCGCAAAGCAACUGCAUCACGCUGUUCAGAACCCAACAGGAUUCUUCUACAUCACCAACACCGGCCUGACCCAAGAGCAAAUCGACCGUCAAUUCGCCAUCGGCAAGUCGUUCUUCGAUUCGCCCCACGACGACAAGAUCAAGCAUCGAGCCGACCUCGAACACGGCAACAACUUUGGCUACACACCGCUUGGCAUCCGCGAGAUCAGCCCGGGAGCGUUCAACAACUGGGAAGUCCUGAACCUUCCCAAGUUCACUCCAGCUUACGAGGCAGACCGGCCGCAGCCCGGCAUCAUUGCGGCGCAUCGACAGGAGGUGGAGCACUUUGCCCGACAUAUCCAUGAUCACAUUGUGAAGAAGCUUCUAAUCCUCUGUGCAAUCAUGCUGGAAGUGCCAGAAGACUACUUCGUGCAGACACAUCGGUACGACGAGCGAUCCAACUGCCAUCUGCGGUAUAUGAAAUACCAUGCCGCCAACUCGCCUCAGAGUUCAAGGCUGGACGGGACUUGGUUCAAAGGUCACACUGACUUCGGAUCCUUGACGCUCGUCUUUCGCCAGCCUGUCGCUGCACUCCAGGUGCUCUCGAGAGAUGGCAGCUGGAAAUGGGUCAAGUCCAUGCCGGGCAGCAUCACAGUCAAUAUUGGCGACACGCUCGAGUUGGUGACGAAGGGCUUUCUACCAAGUAGCAUUCACCGGGUCGUUGCUCCACCGCCGGAUCAGCGCGAUGUUGACCGUCUUUGCCUCAUGUACUUCGUUCGGCCUGAGGAUCAAAUGGAGCUGAAAUCUGUCAGUAGUCCGGUUUUGGAGAAGUCAGCGCUGCAGGCUCAACCAGGUCUCGACGCAGGUUUCACCGCGGCUGAGUGGGUGAAGGCGCGGGUGUUGAGCGGGAGAGGGAAAGUCCAAAGCGAACAGAAGCAGGAGGAAGUCUUGCCUGGUAUGCAGAUCAAGUACCAUGUCUGA